GGUUGCAUGGCUUUUUUCCCUACAAACUUCGAAGUCUUCCAUCUCUAUUCAUCUGCCGCUCCAACAACACAUGACUCGCGCGAGUGUAUAUUCGUGUUUGGUGUGUGUGUGAAGAAAGUGAAAUGAAAAAGAAAUGUGUAUGUACAUGUAAAGUUGUGGCACAAGUUUUGCGCUCGAAAUCAUAACUGUAGCUGUAACAGGUUGGCUGACUCGCUGACGACAACUUAACAAACUCCAAACUCAUUUUGUCACAGUACCUGAAGUUUCUCGACCGGUGACCAGACGAAUCAUUUGGCGGCUGGAUCUGUUGUCUGGACCGGCACGGCAGCAAACCCUAUUGAAAUAAAUAAUUGCUUUACAUACAUACUAUCUAUGCAAAUUGGCAUUUGCUGCAUGCCAUAAUGAUGAGAAACUUGCCAAUGACAUUGUUGUCCAACUCGAGCUAAGCAUUACUCCAGUGAAAACACACCGCACCAUUUCAAUUUCUGUGGCACAAAGUGUACACGAGCCGAAAGGGAAAAAAUUCACAUUUUCCCGAUGGCCAAUUAAAAUACAUGUAUGCAUAUGUACAUAUGUACAUUCGCAUGUAUACAUAGCACAGUUAUUUCCGCUCAGCUUUCCUGCACAUUUUCUGAGGGGCGCUCUCUAAAACGGAUCGAGUAAACAAGUUUAGUGCGGCAGCCGAGACACAAACAAGUGCAACAUCAGAUCGGCUUGGCUGGUUGAUUUAUAUAAUAUUCAGCUCAGUGAUAUAUUACCUAAAUACUGCAUUUGCACUGUUUCAUAAAUCAAUUAAUUAAUUUUAUUUUGCGCAGAAGAAAAUAAACCAAGUUGGCAGUACUGAUUGUUAUCGAACGAGAUUGUGUGAUAGUAUUUAAGUAUAUCGAAGUCUAUUGAAGCUCAGAAAAUCGUGAAAAUAUUAUUUGUUUUGAUAAAAUGCGAAGUCCCAGAAAAAAGGCGUCCAGAACCACAAGGAUUCCUGCAAAGGAAUACGUUGUGGAGGAAAUCAAGGGAAAACGGUUCUAUCAAGGAGAAACGGAGUAUUUCGUCAAAUGGGAGGGCUUCGAAGCAGAAAGCAGCACCUGGGAGCCAAUGCAUAAUCUUGGCAAAUGUAUCCACCUGCUGGCCAAGUACGAGAACGAUAUGUACCUUAGGAAAUUGGAAAGCACGCUCGAUGAGAACAAAAAUAGGAAAGCGUAUGCUGCUCGGAGGGCUAAACUGCACAAUAACAGUGGCGGCACACUGACAGAGCCAGAACCAGCGCCAGAGCAUGUGCAAAGCAAGAAUUGGAACAACAAAUGUGCCCAACUGAGUGAAUCGAGUGACGAUGAACCAUCGCCAGAAUUUGAACCAAUAACACCACCUUUAGGGAGCCAACCAAGAAGUCGAAGGAAAUUGUCAGAAUCACUUGCGUCCACGGGCUCAUCGACGUCUUGCAGCUCCGAGUCCUCAGCCACCCCAAAAUCAGGCUGUUCGUCUUCUCCACCCCAACCCGAACCUCAAUGCCAACCUCAACCAGGUUUAACUACGAAGCAAACCUCAUCCCAAACUCAACCAGUGCUCCCUACUCAUAAUCAAACAGAAAAGCUCGUUGACAAUUUGGAGACUACAAAGAAGCUACAAAGGAACACCGAUAAAAGUCGCACCAAUAACUCCAUUGAGGAUGCUGAGGAUUGUAACACCCCGGAGUGGGAUAAGGAAGAGCCUUCGGGCUUAGAGCUUGGGCCAAAGCUGGAGAGAAUUAUGCACAGCUAUCGACUUGGAGGAAACACGUUCCUGAUCGUAAAGUGGAUGGACAGCGAGGAGCCUGUAGCGGUCGAUAUCCAGGAAAUAAAUCAGUUGUAUAAAAAAGAAAUAGUUCAAUAUACCCAGGAACUUCAACGGAGCUUUGAUGACAUGGUAAACUGAAACUUAAGCCAACCAGAUGGGAACAACGAGAGAGGAGUGCGAACAAGUUCAGGGUCGCAGCGUUUGAAUUAAUUUGUCUUCUUUAAUAUUUUUCUUCUCUUAUCAAAAUUUUGAUUGUGUGUUUGUGAAGAGACUUUCACACGAUAUUUGUUAUGAACUUAUAGACUAAUUGUGUUAAAACUACAUUACGUUGGACGUAUGGUCUUAUCAAAUAAAUAACUAUUAAGCAAAAUUAAGUUAAAAUAUCAAGUUUCUUAACUGGAAACCAUAUCAUGAAAGUGGUAUUUAAUUUCUUUAUGCAAUUUUCCAAUAAAUAUGUGCAUACAAAUGACA
Messenger RNA from Drosophila subobscura, 2241 nucleotides. RefSeq names its product chromodomain Y-like protein. Gene Ontology annotation, biological process: chromatin organization; negative regulation of transcription by RNA polymerase II. The record is from RefSeq and is a predicted model, not a curated record. Gene Ontology annotation, cellular component: pericentric heterochromatin. Gene Ontology annotation, molecular function: chromatin binding. Lineage: Eukaryota; Metazoa; Arthropoda; Insecta; Diptera; Drosophilidae. The transcript is spliced from 3 exons. Bases 937 to 1908 code for a protein of 323 amino acids.